Acromyrmex echinatior (Panamanian leafcutter ant) is the source of this 983-nucleotide messenger RNA. RefSeq names its product 6-phosphogluconolactonase (gene Pgls). Gene Ontology annotation, biological process: carbohydrate metabolic process; pentose-phosphate shunt. NCBI's taxonomy places the organism in Eukaryota, Metazoa, Arthropoda, Insecta, Hymenoptera, Formicidae. The record is from RefSeq and is a predicted model, not a curated record. Gene Ontology annotation, molecular function: 6-phosphogluconolactonase activity.
CACAACUUUUAGCACUCAGUGACUAUUUAACAUUGGCUGUCGUGUGUUACAUCGAGUCACAUCGUGGUCGUCGUGUUUGGUCGUGUUCGAAAGUACAUGGUACGGGUAACCUCGCUCUUAUUUUGCCGUACGCGAAGAAAGAAACGCACGCAAUGACGGGGAUAGUGGUAGCCACCGACGAGGAGCAGUUACUCUCCAGGAUUUCUAACCUCAUCGCCCGCGCCGCCGACGAUGCGAUCUCACGCGAUGAUCGAAUCUUUCGUUUCGGCGUAUCAGGCGGUUCGGUAGUACAAUUGCUGGUCAAGUCUCUGCCUAACAUUGCAACUGACUGGAGCAAAUGGCGCUUUUUUUUUUGCGAUGAACGAGUGGUGCCUUUGGAUGAUUCUGAGUCAAAUUUUGGCCUUUACAAAAGUUGUUUAAUCGGAAAAGUGCCCGUCACCGAGGAGCAAUUCAUGAAGGUCGACCCAGAACUCAAUGCCGAGAACGCGGCGAAGGAUUACAUUAAAAAAAUGGCCUUCUUCUUCCCGCCGGAUAGAUUACCGAGAUUCGAUUGUCUGCUGUUGGGUGUUGGCCAGGAUGGGCAUACAUGCUCACUUUUUCCGGGUCAUCGAGCCCUCGAUGAUGAGAACAUGUGGGUCACAUGGGAACUGAACGCGCCAAAACCACCACCCAGUAGAAUUAGCCUCACUAUGCCGGUCAUUAAUAAUGCUCGCAUGUGUGUGUUUAUUGUCACUGGCGCUAGCAAGGCUGAGAUCGUCAAAAGAAUCUUGAGAGAUAAGGAAGAUUUACCAGCUACCAGAGUGGAACCAGUUGAUGGUACUCUUUUUUGGCUGCUCGAUCAAGAAGCAGGCAGGCUACUCAACUCAGACUGAAAAAUGUGAGAUAUAUGCAGAAAAAAAUUAUAUAAAUAGACAUACCUACUGUUCGUAAUCUUUUUGUGAUAUAUGUGUAAUAAAACUAAGAAAUAUGUUUUUUAAGUAAAG